Molecule: messenger RNA, 958 nt
Organism: Camelina sativa (false flax)
Lineage: Eukaryota; Viridiplantae; Streptophyta; Magnoliopsida; Brassicales; Brassicaceae
Product: ubiquitin-conjugating enzyme E2 27
Molecular function (GO): protein binding
Source: RefSeq, a predicted model, not a curated record
GGAAAAUCACAAAAACAAAUACAUAAAAAAAAAAAAAAGGACUGUUGGAUAAACUCCCUUAAGAUGCAAGAAAAGAAGCUUCACUUCUCCACCAAAUAAAGUUUCAAUCUUUUUUUUUUUCUUGUUAGGGUUUCCUCCUCUCUUUUCUUUGGGAGAUUUCAAUCGGAGGAGAGAUAUCAAAAAAAAGAUGAUAGAUUUCAGUCGAGUCCAGAAAGAGCUUCAAGAUUGCAGCAGAGACAACGAUUCUUCGGGUAUCCGGGUCAGCCCGAAAGCCGAUAAUCUCACCCGACUCACCGGAACCAUCCCUGGUCCUAUCGGUACUCCUUACGAAGGCGGAACUUUUCAGAUCGAUAUCACCAUGCCAGAAGGGUAUCCAUUUGAGCCUCCGAAGAUGCAGUUUUCAACCAGAGUUUGGCACCCAAAUAUUAGUAGCCAGAGCGGUGCAAUAUGCUUGGAUAUCUUGAAAGACCAGUGGAGUCCAGCUCUUACUCUGAAGACUGCUCUUGUUUCAGUCCAGGCAUUACUCUCUGCACCUGAGCCCAAAGACCCUCAAGAUGCUGUUGUAGCUGAACAGUAUAUCAAGAACUAUCAAGUAUUUGUAUCAACAGCUCGCUACUGGACUGAGACUUUUGCCAAGAACUCUUCUCUAGAGGAAAAAGUCAAGAAACUUGUGGAGAUGGGUUUUGGAGAUGCUCAGGUUAGGAGUGCCAUUGAAUCAAGUGGUGGUGAUGAGAAUCUGGCGCUAGAAAAGCUCUGUUCUGGGUAGGAUCUAUCAACACAAGCCUCAUUGGCGCUAGAUAUAUGAUUUAAAUUUGGUUUAUAACUCUUAUGUGCUGUGUUUCUGCUCUUGCCUGCUGAUAAGAGUGAAACUGCUUUAAAAAGAUUACUAAAUGCAAUGCUAUAUCCAUAAAGGGGAUCUUAUCUAGUAGAUCAUUGAGCAAGGAGUGUGUCAGGUUUA